Messenger RNA from Symbiodinium sp. CCMP2592, 2511 nucleotides. NCBI's taxonomy places the organism in Eukaryota, Dinophyceae, Suessiales, Symbiodiniaceae. The record is from the annotation of a GenBank genome assembly.
AUGUCGCGCCGCCAGCCUGGUGAGCUCACGGCCGAUGACAUGUUCGAAGUCCUGUCACAGACACCCGAAGUCCUUCCAGCCAGGGCCCGAGGUAUCCAAACGGAGGACUCGCACCAGUGGUUCUCCGGAGGCUACAGCCAUGGUCCAAUGGUCGGUGUCCGAAACUCAACUCUGCGCUGCCCUUGGACCACCGCCUUGGCAUGCCGGUAUGUACGCGAGCAAGCUCCGUGGCACAGGUUUGGAGCGAUAGCAUUCACGGUGAACCUUUUGGCUGAGCCACAUGUGGAUGCUCAUAACGACCCUAGCUCUAACAACCUUGUGCUGCCUAUUACGUCGUUCAAACGAGGUGGCCUGUGGCUUGCUGACAAAGCAGGCAGCUCGCCGAGGACCAUAGACGGCACACGAGUGAUGGGCACGGUGCUUUCCUUUGACGGCGGGGGAAUUUGCUUCAACCCACGUGUGCCUCAUGCGACUGAGCGCUGGGAAGGAGAUCGUGCUGUACUAGUUGCAUUCCUCCCGGGAGGUUUGGACGAGCUCGAGCAAUGUGACCGGGCGAUCAUGGACGAGCUCGGCUUCGUCACAUCUGCUUGUGCCACUACCAAUGCAGCCUCACAGCCCGUGAAGUUUACAGCUGAGUUUGGUGUCAGGUGGUCGCCCGAGGAGUUCGUCGAGCAGGCGUGCAAUGUUGAACACCCCAGCAGCCUUUCGAACCUGCUCCCAGCAGACCUUGAAACCGCUGUUCGUAAAAACUUUGAGUUGGGCGAGCACGCAUUGGGGCAGCAUCGGACCGAGCUGAUCAGAAAGACCCUUCUUGAGGAUGCCGAGCACGCUGACCAAGGCCUCUUCAACGACUUAGUGCAAGGGUUCGACCUAGUUGGUAAGUUGCCUGAAAGUGGAUUCUUCAAGAAGAAAUUCAGACCAGCCAGCAUGCUCGAAGCAGACUUGCGACAAGGUGCUGAUCGUGCAAGGGAAGCCACUCUGGCGACUCUUGGGCCAGCGGAUGAUCCUGUCAUCGACGAAGGUGUGCUGCAAGCGACCCUUAAGGAAGUAGACGCCGGUGUAGUCGAGGGACCCAUAGACCCCAGCACGCUUCCUGAGGGAGCCACGCUUACCCGCCGUUUUGGUGUGGUUCAGGGAGAGGUUGAUGGCGCGCCCAAGGUGCGGCCAAUCGAUAAUUAUAGGGCCUCUAGAGUUAAUGCUGCCGUGACGCAAUCGGAGCAAGUCACGGUCCACACUCUUGACGUGGUGGCGGGCAUGAUUUCGUCUUGGCUAGCCCGCGCCAAGGCCCAUCGUGUCCGGUCUGCGAUGAAUGCCAAAACGUGGGACCUUAAGGCUGCGUAUAAACAACUGCCUCUCAGUGACACCGCAUUUGCUCGAGAUGCCUACUUCGUGAUCUACGACCCAAGGAGCCAGAAGCCCGCUGUGUUCAAGCAGCGGGCUCUCCCUUUCGGAUCGCGAGCUUCAGUUACGGCGUUCAUCAGAUGCGCAGUGGCCGUCUGGACGGUAGCAGUCAAGUUGCUGUUCCUAGUUUGGUCCGUCUAUUUCGACGACUACCUUAGCAUCGCCCGCAGCAGCGAAGCAAAGCACGUCGAGCUGGUAAUCAGUGUGUAUUUUAGGCUCCUUGGGUGGAAGGUUUCCACCGAUAAGCUUCUCCCCUAUUCCACUUGCUGUAAGGUGUUAGGGAUUGAGCUUGAUGUGGGAAACGCCAUUCGGGGUUACGCCUUGUUGAAGAAUACCCUGAAACGCCGAAACGAAAUCAUUGCUUCUCUUGAAGAGGUUCUCGAUCGGGGCAGCAUUGACGCGACGACGCUUGAAAAGAUUCGAGGGCGAGCCCAGUUCGCAAGUGGCCAGUUGUUCGGCAGACUGGCGCGGCAGGCGCUUCACUGUUUGUCGGACAAGCCUUCGAAGAGCUUCUGUGUGUCCGAGCGCUUCAGGUGGGGUGCCACUCACCUUGUAGAGCUUUUGCAGAGUGGUUGCUCCAGAGUCGUUUCUAGGGACUUAGGUGAUAACCGCCUUGUUUUUGUAGACGCUUCCUUCGAGCCGUCCGGGCACAGUGGGCUUGGAGGCGUCUGCUACGAUGCCGACGGGAGAAUCUUAAGUUGGUUUGGGGCGACCGUCCCUAGUGACUUGAUUAAGGUUCUGCUGAGUUGCUUCGGGCGCGACAGAGAGACAGUGAUCUUUGAGCUAGAAGCUCUUGCAGUGGUAGUGGCACUUGAGCUUUUUAAAUGUCACCUGUCUCAGAGGAACGUUGUAGUGUACACGGACAACUCAGGUGUGCACGGCGCGUUCGUGAAGUGCUGGUCAGAAAACCCAGUAGGCAGUGCGAUGGCUUUCCUGGCAGCCAAGCGUGAGUUUGACUUACAGGCCUUCUUUUACUACGACCGUGUGCCGUCGCACAGCAACCCAGCUGAUGCGCCUUCUCGAGGUGUGUACUCAAUGGGCCAGGAUCUCCGUGCCGAAUGUUCGGCAGACGUUCUGACGGAGACCCUUAAGUGCGCCCUCAGUACAUAG